AGUCCAUUUCUUUUCCCCCUAUGUCUAGCUUUCCCUGAUUCAUGCUUCUCACAUUCUGUGGGCCCCGUGGUGGUGCAGCAGGUUAAACCGCUGAACUGCUGAACUUGCUGACUGAAAGGUCCCUCUUCAAGUACAGCUGUGGUCGGGAGUCCGAGAUCUGGCAUCGCCCCCCAUAUCUAUAUUCUAUAAUGCCCUCCCAACGAAUACUGCAGCUAGCAGAACCUAAACAAUACUUAGACAUCUACCUGAAACAAAGACCACGAAGCUCCCCAAUAUCGACUGUCAGCCCCCCUGCAAUUCAUUGCAAUGCUUCCCCGCGGAUUCUGCUCCUUUCCCAACCAAGACCCCUGAAUCCAUACUUCGUCCUGCCAAGAGAGGCUGAAACACAGAUUUCACUGUCUUCAAAGAGAACUUCAGCAUCCCUGAGGACUGAGCGUCUAGCCCAGCCAGUAGUGAAGAAGUAUUCAGUGUGCUAUGAUAACAGAUGUGUGGAAGCUCCAAUCCGCAGAGUGAACCCAGCUGCCCUGCAAGCCGUGGCAAGUCCAAGGGUAGUAGAGCUUGCUAAAGCUAAAACUCUCCCUCCUGAAUGUUCCCCAGAUCGUUCCGCUAUGUGGCCCGUGUCAUCGGCAGCAAAAAAUGCGGUGGCGACGUCUAGACUCGAGGAACUUGCUCUGCCUCCUAAAAGGGCUCCCACCUUCCUUGUCCAGUUUGAUCCAGAUGCCUUUGUAGUCAAGGAUGCGGCUAAGAAUGCGUUGUGUUCGGAAAGGCUCAAGCAAUUAUCACAGCCAGUUAAGCGCUGACUACUCUACCCAUACUACCUAAUUUGAAGUAAAUUAGGAGGAGUGUGCUUAUCUUCUUGGCUUUUUAAAAAAAUCAUUUGUGUUCAACAAGUAGGAUCCUGCCAUUUUGUGGGGUAGAUAAAGGGCUUGUCUUCAUCUAUCCUUUGCCCCAAAGUAGACUAGACAUUGAGUCUGGAUGUCCAGAUUAAGCCAUUUUUGCCCUAUGUUGAACCAAGUCAGGGCAAUCUUCUCUGGAGAUUUGCUGAAACUCUGGAGCAGCCCUACACUUCAGGUUGAGUGUCGACAACACAACCACUCCAUUCUACCCCUCUAUUCAGACCACACCUGGAAUACUGUGUCCAGUUCUGGGAAGCGUAGUUUAAGGGAGAUAUUGACAAGCUGGAUUGUGUGCAGAGAAGGGCGACAAAAUGAUCAAGGGUCUAGAGAAGAAGCCCUAUGAGGAGCGGCUUAAAGAGCUGGGCAUGUUUAGCCUGCAGAAGAGAAGGCUGAGAGGAGACAUGAUAGACAUGUACAAAUAUGUGAGAGGAAGUCAUAGGGAGGAUGGAAGCAAGCUUGUUUCGUUCUGCCCUGGAGACUAGAACAUGGAACAAUAGGUUCAAACUACAGGAAAGGGGAUUCCACCUGAACAUGAGGAAGAACUUCCCGACUGUGAGAGUUAUUCAGCAGGCCGUUGGAUGUGCUUUGAAUGCGAUUUUCCUGAUUCUUGGCAGGGGGUUGGACUGGAUAGUCCACAGGGUCUCUUCCAAGUCUAUGAGUCUAUGAUUCUAUGAUCUGCUCCAGGGUCCAUAAGAUCAGGCUUGUGUCAUUCCCUAUUGCUACAGCAAAUGGCCACAGAACUUUGGAGGGUUCCUGGCUGUCAUCAGUUGCUUUUACUGAUCCCUUCCCUCCUUCUGGGUUCCAAAGGUGUCCAGCAAUGACCAGGAGGUCUUCUGGGUUUUGUGGCCAUCAAGCAGUAGCAAUGGGGAGGAAAGAUAAGGUGGCAAACUGUUCAGUGAGGCCAAACCCAUUGGAUGGCCUGAACACCACCCUGCUCCUGUUGUGGGACAGACCUUCAGGGUUCGUUAGUCCAAGACUGAUCCCAAAUUAUGAGCUAUAUGUAGAUGAGCCAUAAGAGGCAUUCAUUUUUUUCCAGGAAGCCAUGGUGGCGCAAGGGUUUAAACCCUUGUGCCGGCGGAACUGCUGACCUGAAGGUCGUCAGUUCGAAUUUGCGAUACGGGGUGAGCUUCUUUCUGUCAGUUCCAACUCCCCAUGUGAGGACAUGAGAGAAGCCUCCCACAGGAUGGUAAAACAUCUGGGUAUCCCCUGGGCAACAUCUUUGAAGAUAGCCAAUUCUCUCACACCAGAAGUGACUUGCAGUUUCUCAAGUUGCUUCUGACAUGAAAAAAAUUGCUCACAGUGGAAAUAUUUAUUUAUUAUUGUAAACAGUUCUGGGCAACUGUGUCUGAUUAUUGGAACGGAGGGAUUCAAUUAUAACUCUAAACCCCUCUAGUUCUCCAAGGCUUGUAACGUUGCUGGAGCUGUAUAAAAGAUAGCCCAGACUGGUUCUCUGUUACUUCAGAGACAGAGCUAGAACCAGGGAGUAGAAAUGGUGGAGAAACACAUUUAAGCCACAGAUCAGGAAACAAAAUAUAUUGCAAUAAUAAGAGCUGUUCAGCAGUACAUAAAGCCUUGUCUUGGGAGGCAUUGAAGCAGAGGCCGGAUGACUAUCUGUAAGGUUGGCUGCAUGUACAAACUGUGUGCAAACCAGGCAUUGUGGAUCAUACAUUUAACAGAGUGUUGAAAUAGAUUACCUCCAAGUUAUCUUCCUAUUAUUCUAUGAUCCUGCAAUAGCACUUUGGAAUUCAAAGGUACCCUUUAAAAUGUUAUAUAAAUUAUUUAUAACAGCUUCCUGAAGUCUAAAUGGACUUCAGCUGGCCAGCUUUAUCCUGAUUAAGAACUCAUAUUUCUCUGCCAACCAACAUGUUUUUUUUAAUAAACCAUUAUAAUUUUAAUAUAAAAUGCCUCCUUCACCAAAUAUGUUGCUAUCAUCCUCUUUUUUUUAAAAAAAGAAGAACAAUGUAGUAGUAAUGUAUUAUGUGGAAGAGACCAUCAAGGUAGGAAGAAAAAAGCCACCAAGGUGGGAUGGAGUGACUAGAGGUUAGGGUUAGGGUUACGGUUCCUUCCUUUCAUUAAAUCUGUUGGAAGAAUUUCUCACUUAUCUCAGGUUUAUUUAUUUAUCAUGUCAGAAGUGAAUUGAGAAUACAGUUACAAUGCCUAAAAAAACCUUUUAAAAACACAAACAAAGUUAAAAACUUGGCACUGUAUUAAAUUUCCUUUGACCAGAAGCUAGCCGCUUGGAGUGCCUCUGGUGUGGCUGUAAGAAGGUCCUCCAUUGUGCAUGUAGCAGGGCUCAGGCUGCAUUGUAGUAAGUGAUGUGUGGUUUGCUCUUCUGCACACUCGCAUGUCGUGGACUCCACUUUGAGGCCCCAUUUCAUAAGAUUGGCUACAUUUCCUGGUGCCAGAGCGCAGUCUAUUCAGUGCCUUCCAAGUCACCUAGUCUUGUGUGCCCAGGAGGGAGUCUCCCAUCCAGUAUCAGCCAUAGAUUGAGGUUCUGGGUUUUAGCCUGCCACUUGUGGACUCUCACUUGCUGAGGUAUUCCUGUGAGUAUCUCUGUAGAUCUUAGGAAGCAAUUUCUUCAUUUAAUGCGUUGACUUGUUGGCUGAUAUCCGAACAGGGAAUGGGCCAGAGAUGUCACUGCCAUGGUCCUUUCAUUAUUAUAUUCUGCUUCCUGUCAGAUGUCAGGUAGUGCAAUAACAGCUAAACAGUAUAAUUUCUCCAAUGGUGUAGGUCAUAGGCACCCUGUGAUAAUGCGGUGUCUCAUUUUCAUAAUGCAUUCAACACUUAAAUAAAAUGGAACAGAUAUGCAAUUGCAUCUAAGCCUUCUGGCUGAAUGGUCCCUGCAUAAGUAUGUGUGUGGUACUUAUGUGUCAGUGAAAUAUGCUAUCCGUAUAUAGAGUCCCUUAUUAUGUGUGACACUGUUGCAUUCAUUUAUUGGUACUUGUGUGUGCAGGAUUGUCCAUAGUGAUAUGUUUCCACAAUGUACGUAUCAUAUUUAUGUCUGUGGUGCUCAUGUAGGGGCUGCUGUGGUGCAACGGGUUGAAUCGCUGAGCUACUGAACUUGCUAACUGGAAGGUUGACAUUUUGACAUUUUGAAUCUGCAGGACGGGGUGAGCUCCUGCUGUUAGCCCCAGCUCCUGCCAACCUAGCAGUUCAAAAACAUGCAAAUGUGAGUAGAUCAAUAGGUACUGCGUUGGCGGGAAGAUAAACAGCCACAUGACUUAGGAGGUGCCUACGGACAACGUAAGCUCUUUGCCUUAGAAAUGGAGACGAGCACCACCCCUCAGAGCCGGAAGGGGAAGUCUUUACCUUUAUCAGUCUAUCUGUGUUUUGUUGUUUCUAGGCACUGAAUAUUUGCCUUUGUGUCUGUGCUUGGUGGAAUCCAACCUGAGUCCCCUCAGGGAGAUAGGGUGGAAUACAAAUAAAGUAUUUAAAUUAUUAUUAUUAUUAUUAUUAUUAUUAUUAUUAUUAUUAUUAUUAUUUAAAACGCUUGUGAUUGUGCGGAACAGUCGUGCUGUGCUCCUCCUGUAUAUAUGUGUAUCUAUGGUAUUUAUUCUCAGAUUUUCAUUAAAUUUUAUGUCAGGUUUGAAAUAUUUUUAUUUCCAUAACAUUGGUGGUAGAGUUGUAGAGUUGCUGUUCAUGUGAUUUGGUUACAUUGACUCUUUUUGCAUAUCUUUUUCCUGGAUGUGAUUCCUUGAUUAUAUGAAAAUGCAAUGGCAUGCAGGGGUUAACAUUCAAAUUCUAACUAAAAUCUCUUGACAAAUAUGGAAAACAGAACAAUGUCCUGUAGAUUGGAAACAUCCCAAUUGCUAAGAAAUGGAACACUAGGAAUUUUAGUAACCACUGGACCAUUGCAAACAAAAUGAUGCUAAAAAUUCUACAAUGAAGAUUUUACCAUAUUUGGAGCAAGAAAUACCAGAUGUCCAAACUGGGAUUUGGAAAGGAAGAUAAUCUUGCAAACAUACAUUGUAUAAUAGCAUGAAACAAAUAAUUUCAGAAUAAACUGAUUUGUGCUGUAUGGAUUAUAGCAAAACUUUUGAUUGUAUAAAUAACAGAAAACUAUAGAUUGCUCUUAAAGAAAUAGGUAUGCUACAGCA
Molecule: messenger RNA, 4993 nt
Organism: Anolis sagrei ordinatus
Lineage: Eukaryota; Metazoa; Chordata; Lepidosauria; Squamata; Anolidae
Source: RefSeq, a predicted model, not a curated record